AUGUUCGCAUCGGAUCUUUAUCCAUCAACCUCAACAAGUCAAUACUUGAUGACGCUGGCCGCGCUAUUGAACACUUGGAGGUCAAGAUUCCAGAGAUCAAACGUACGGACGCCUCCAAGCUGCAGAAUAAAUACCAAAUUACAGGAUUCGGAGCUCAAACAAGCUGAGGACGAGGCUGAUGUGAUCACAACCCCAGAAAUCUCGAUUUGGACUCUUUGGAAUGAUUAUAUUAUUCACAAAAACGUAUCCAAUGAAGUUUUACCUAAGUCCAUUUAUGAAUCAAUGGAUGAUUUUAAUGCGUGGAAAGAUGGAAGAGGUAAUGGUCAAUUAGUUUAUAGGAUUCUUGAUGAUCAAAGUUCACCAAACACAAAAAUGGUUCCAGCCCCACCAAUAUCUUUCAACGCCUUGAUCGAUCAGGCUCACGUCGACCCAAUGCUUGGGAAUCACGAUAUUCAAGGUCAACCUCGAGCUGUGAGCGAACCACAUGUUGACAUCGACUUAACUGUUACACCACCGCCACGAUACCCUGAAGUGGCCAUUCAACCUAGCUUGGAAGCUGACAAGGCCAAACCAAGCCUUGUCAAGCUAUGGUUCCACGUCUGUACUCCGAUCCCGAAGACCAAGGCUGAAAAACAAGCCGGAACCUCCCAGAAGUACAUCGAUCUCACAAGUGAGCCGGCUUUCAACUCCCUACCUGAAUUCCAAUUUCGCCGCAUUUCCAACCAACCUGGUCAUCCUCAUCGACAACCUGCUGCCCCUGCCGAUAACGUUCAAACUACUUCCCAAAUGCCCGACAAUUGUAUCGAGUCACCUGUUCCAGGUCCUCCUCCACCUCUUGAAGACUUCCUUAAUUGGGCCAAGAUUUCACCCGAAGACAAACACACCCGUGCCCUUCUCAAAAAGCUUGAUAUCAUUGAUUACAAAGCAUUCCUUUCGCCUUCUUUGGAUGUUCCAACCCUUGCUGGGUUGGUAUUUGCGUAUGGCACCGCAGUACGUUUACACGACCAAGCCCCAUUAUAUCGAGCUGAACUCAAGAGACGCAAGAAUCCUGGCUUCUGGGAUUAA
Molecule: messenger RNA, 1065 nt
Organism: Melampsora larici-populina 98AG31
Lineage: Eukaryota; Fungi; Basidiomycota; Pucciniomycetes; Pucciniales; Melampsoraceae
Exons: 5
Coding region: 1-1065 (354 amino acids)
Source: RefSeq, a predicted model, not a curated record